Messenger RNA from Cyphomyrmex costatus, 1209 nucleotides. RefSeq names its product putative nuclease HARBI1. Bases 1 to 1209 code for a protein of 402 amino acids. NCBI's taxonomy places the organism in Eukaryota, Metazoa, Arthropoda, Insecta, Hymenoptera, Formicidae. The record is from RefSeq and is a predicted model, not a curated record. The transcript is spliced from 3 exons.
AUGGAUCCAAAUAUCAUGCUGAUGGUCAUUAUGAAGUAUCUGAAACAAGCAAGAGAUGAACCGAUACGAUACGCUGAGAUAACUAUGCAAAAAGUAAUUCGUCUAUUUUAUUUGUACAUGCGUUACAAGGAAUUGCAAGAUGACAGAAAGAACCGUGAAAUGUGGGUACGGCCUAUUUUUAUGGAGAGGAGAAGACUUCUGCAAGGUGACAGCGACAAUCUAAUUGUGGAGAUGCGAUUGGAGGAUCCGAAUAAGUACUUCAACUACCUCAGAAUGUCAGCUGUAAUCUUCAACGAGUUGCUCAAUAUUGUCGGACCUUUGAUCGAAAAGGAAAAUGUAGUUCGGAAACCGAUACCGGCCAGAACGAGAUUAGAAGUGACUAUACGAUGGUUGGCAUCUGGUGACAGCAUGACAUCGUUAUCGUAUGCUUAUCGCAUUGCCCAAUGUACGCUAUCACGAAUAAUUCCGGAAACUUGUGAAGCAAUUUGGCUCGCCCUAAAGGAAAAGUUUAUGAUUGAUCCAACCGAAGACAAUUGGAGAACAAUAGCAGAAGACUUUGCGACAACAUGCCAAUUUCCAAACUGCAUAGGCGCUAUCGAUGGAAAGCAUGUCGUAAUUCAGGCACCGCCUCGUAGUGGUUCCUGCUACUACAACUACAAAGGAAACCAUAGCAUAAACCUGCUCGCAACAAAUGCUCUCCAUAUCCCUCCACCUACGCGUCUGAAUAAUAUGGAUUUCGAGUUUCCAAACAUUCUAUUAGGAGAUGAGGCAUUCUCCCUGAGCACACAUAUGAUGCGACCAUACCCUCGGAGUCAACGGCUGAAUAUCAGCCGAAAAAUUUUCAACUAUCGCCUGAGUCGAGCAAGGAGAACGGUUGAAUGUGCUUUCGGGAUUUUGGUUGCAAGAUGGAGAAUAUAUCGUCAACCUAUUCUUGCAUGCACAUCUACUGCUGUAAAAGCAGUACAGGCCACGGUUAUCUUGCAUAAUUUUAUUAUUAAUCAAGAAUUAGACUUACCACUUGCAGAAAGACAGUACUGUAAUAUACAAGAAGAGCGCAACCUCUCGGCUACUAAUGAACUUACAGACAUACGUAAUAGCAGUUCGCGAAAGUCUAAAGCACUGAAGAUUCGAGAUAACUUUGCUCACUAUUUCGAGCAUGUAAAUCCUCUACCGUGGCAGUGGGACAAAGUUUUAACUAACAACUUUUGA